This is a messenger RNA of Cydia amplana, 1354 nucleotides long. RefSeq names its product gustatory and odorant receptor 22-like. The transcript has 9 exons. The record is from RefSeq and is a predicted model, not a curated record. Lineage: Eukaryota; Metazoa; Arthropoda; Insecta; Lepidoptera; Tortricidae. Bases 1 to 1284 code for a protein of 427 amino acids. Gene Ontology annotation, biological process: sensory perception of taste; chemosensory behavior; male courtship behavior. Gene Ontology annotation, cellular component: membrane; dendrite; axon.
AUGAUUCCUGACCAUUACUUCGACGAAGGCCUGAACGGCACCCUGUACCCGAACGAUAUGAAGCAAGUUAAUGGUAAGGUGGCCUAUGGGAAGACGCAGGCUGAUUACGAGCAAGAACAGCGAGACAUGCUCUCGUCACAAGAUGGCGACACUUGCGAGACCCACGAUCAGUUCUAUCGCGACCACAAGCUGCUGCUGGUGCUGUUCCGAGCUCUAGCCGUGAUGCCUAUCACCAGGUCACGCCCAGGCACAAUCACCUUUAGCUGGAAAUCCCGCGCCACCAUGUACGCCAUCUCCUUCUACAUAGUAGCCACCGUGGUGGUCCUCAUGGUGGGCUAUGAGCGCGUCAUGAUCCUGCGCUCCAUCAAGAAGUUCGACGAGUACAUCUACGCCAUCUUGUUCGUGGCGUUCCUCGUGCCGCACUUCUGGAUACCCUUCGUGGGGUGGGGCGUGGCGCAUCAGGUCGCCAUUUAUAAGACUAGCUGGGGGAAGUUUCAAGUUCGAUACUACCGGGUGACUGGCGAAAACCUGCAAUUCCCAAACCUGCAGACCCAGAUCGUCAUCAUAAGCGUGGGCUGCCUCCUCCUGGCCGUGUGCUUCCUCCUCAGCCUCUGCGCCCUCAUGGACGGCUUCCUCCUCCGCCACACCACCGCCUACUACCACAUCAUCAUCAUGAUCAACAUGAACUGCGCCCUCUGGUACAUUAACUGCAAAGGCAUCAAGAUAGCAUCGCAAAGCCUAUCGGAAUGUUUUCGCAGGGACGUAAACGUGGAGAUCUCGGCGAAGCUGAUCUCGAGGUACCGCUUCUUGUGGCUGAACCUCUCUGAGCUACUGCAGUCACUCGGCAACGCCUACGCGCGGACUUACUCCACCUACUGCUUAUUUAUGUUCUUCAACAUAACUAUCGCGGUGUAUGGCGCGCUCUCUGAGAUCGUGGACCACGGCUUAAAAUUCAGCUUCAAGGAGAUGGGGCUCUUUGUUGACGCAGCUUACUGCUCCACUCUACUGUUCAUCUUCGCUGAUUGCUCCCACAAAUCCACGCUCAAGGUGGCGGCUGGAGUGCAAGACACAUUGCUGGGUAUUGACGUGUUGGCUGUCGACAGGCCUGCUCAAAAAGAGAUCGACCACUUCAUCCAAGCCAUCGAGAUGAAUCCCGCUGUUGUGAGCCUUAAAGGUUACGCGCACGUCAACAGAGAGCUACUUACUUCGACAAUAAGCAUGAUAGCUAUUUAUUUGAUCGUGCUGCUGCAGUUCAAGAUAUCGCUACCAAAAACUGACUCGUAAAACACCCAAUCUACUUGGAAUUUUCCUGCGGCUAAAAGGUUAUUCACAUACUGAGACAAACUUAUUCCUU